Molecule: messenger RNA, 3912 nt
Organism: Mus pahari (shrew mouse)
Lineage: Eukaryota; Metazoa; Chordata; Mammalia; Rodentia; Muridae
Gene: Wbp1l
Product: WW domain binding protein 1 like
Exons: 4
Coding region: 62-1276 (404 amino acids)
Source: RefSeq, a predicted model, not a curated record
AAGAAGAGAGGGAGGAGGAGGGGUGGCGGCGCCGUGGCGGAGGAGCAGGAGCAGGAGGGGGAUGGAGAGGAGAAGGCUCCUGGGUGGCAUGGCGCUCCUGCUCCUCCAGGCGCUGCCCAGCCCCCUGUCAGUGAGGGCUGAGCCCCCGCAGGAUAAGGAAGCCUGUGUGGGCACCAACAAUCAAAGCUACAUCUGUGACACAGGACACUGCUGUGGACAGUCUCAGUGUUGCAACUACUACUAUGAACUCUGGUGUAAGUCCUUGCCCGGGGGUUCUUGGCAUGCCAGGGUCCCGGUUACUGCCUCUGCUCCUUGGGAAACCGCGGGCUGGCCAGCCUUUUCUGAUUCUCUUGGGGACAGUGUUGGGUUCUGGCUGGUGUGGACUGUCGUCAUCAUCCUGAGCUGCUGCUGUGUCUGCCACCACCGCCGAGCCAAGCACCGCCUUCAGGCUCAGCAGCGACAACAUGAAAUCAACCUGAUCGCUUACCGGGAAGCCCACAACUACUCUGCGUUGCCGUUUUACUUCAGGUUUUUGCCAAACUCUUUACUACCUCCUUAUGAGGAAGUGGUGAACCGACCUCCAACUCCUCCCCCACCGUACAGUGCCUUCCAGCUCCAACAGCAGCAGCUGCUGCCGCCUCCUCCUCAGGGUGGCCCUGCAGGUGGCAGCCCCCCAGGCGCUGACCCGCCCCAGGGCUCCCAGGGAGCACAGAGCAGUCCUUUGUCUGGACCGAGCAGAAGCAGCACAAGACCCCCCAGUGUCGCAGAUCCUCAGUCCCCUGAAGUGCCCACUGACCAGGAAGCCACCAAAGCCUCUGGGAUGGAGUCUGGUAGCCCUGUGGCCAGCCACGGGGAGCUGGACCCAGCCGCCUUCCUCGACCGGGAUUCCGAGUGCAAGGAGGAGCUUCUGAAAGAUUCAAGUUCCGAGCAUGGCGGUGUACCCCCCGACAGCAAAGACAAGACCCCCGGCAGGCAUCGCCGCUUCACAGGUGACUCAGGCAUUGAGGUGUGUGUGUGCAACCGGGGCCACCAUGACGAUGACCUCAAAGAGUUUAACACGCUCAUAGAUGAUGCUCUGGACGGGCCCCUGGACUUCUGUGACAGCUGUCAUGUACGGCCUCCUGUUGACGAAGAGGAAGGUCUCUGCCUGUCCUCGGAGGGGCAGGUUCGAGAGCACGGGCACCCCCACCUGCCACGGCCGCCUGCGUGUCUGCUGCUAAACACCAUCAAUGAGCAGGACUCCCCAAAUUCCCAGCACAGUGGCUCCCCGAGCUAGGACAGGCCCUGCCUGCACCCAGGAGCUCGACGACAACCAGGGUCAGGGACACCCACAAGAGAAGCAUUAAGUGACUUGGACAAGUGGCCCGGCCACUUUGUCCUCUUAUUUUUUUUUCCCCUCCUGUCCCACCUUGCCCACAUCUCCAGGUACAGAUUCAGGGUGUGGAUGCCUCCUCUCCCCACAAAAGCACAGUGUUCUAGAGGACGGAGAGGCGGCUUCUGUGACUCCCCCGCCCCCCCCCCAGGGCUGUGUCCCACCCACCCACCUGCCUGGCUGAGAAGCACGCGUCUGCAAAGCCCCCGAGGACUGGGGCUGGACUGUACCCUAAGGUGGUUCUCAGCGACAGAGUGGAUUCACGAGAAGACUGUGUCUCAGUCUGGGAGACACCCGUUUCUCUUGGCCCUGAGUGAAGAAGGAAACCCUCAGGGGCCUGGGGACUGUCACCUGUGGCUGCCAGUGGCUGCAGAGCACUGGUCUAAUCCUGUGGGAGGAUGACAGCUAGUCAGGGUGGUGAGGGAGUUGCUGAUCUGACAAGGCCCUGGCAGAAAGUACACAUGUGCGUUGUAGACCCUUCCCAGCCUGGUCCAGGUGUAGAAGAUGAUACUGCGUUCUCUGUGUUGUCCUUUAAAGACAGGUAGCCAAGGCAGGUGGGAAACAACCAGAUCAGUGGCAGGCAGGGACUCUCCUGGACAAGGGGAUUCUGCUGCUGCUCCCCGGGCUGAGUUACCGCUGGGCCGGGAGGAGAGAGCCUGAACAGGCCUGGUGGCGGUAGCCUUGGAGGCCCGAGUCUGAAGGCUGGGAGAGCUAAGAGCUUCCUUCACUUCUGCCCUUUGUCCGUGCCCACAGGUGGUCAGUGGCCCUCGCCCCUCCUGGACACAGUCUUUGGUCUCUGCCUCCCUGUCUUCUGUAAGCAGAUGGACUGAGGAAGUUGUGUGCUUAGGGCAAGGUGGCCUCAGCCUGGUUCUCACACAGUAUUUCCUGUUGCGUUUGACUGAGUCUGUUGUCUGUGUCCUUGUUUGUUUUAAACUGACCACUUAGAAGGAGCGCCUUGGUUACCUGUGGUUCUUGUGGCUGCUCUGCCCCCAGCCUCGUGGGGGCAGAAACAUGACUCACUUUCCUGUACAGCCUCUGUAAAGAGUCACCUGGGUAGGAGGUGACCGCCGCCUCCAGCAGACCUCGAGGCCUGGUUACUGUCAUCUGGCUCUGGAGACACGGUCAUGCUUUGUCAGGAAAGAGGAGCAGAGACGUCGCCGCCGAGAGGAACAUUCCCCACCCAGCCCUGCUCACGCAAAGAGUUUGGUUCCUCCCCUGCUCUUGAAUGAUGAUGCAUAGACUUGGCGCCGCCAUUAUGGUGAGAAAGGAAUAAAAAGGCAGAAAACCCAAGUCCACAUGUAAACACACAGACCCGAGGCUGUAAGGAGAGUGCGUGUGCAUUUGGAUACCACAAACCAAAAUCUUUGUCGAACAAAAGUGAAGUCUACACAGUGAUGUUGGAUGGCGCGUACGCGCGCAUGUGUGUGUGUGUGUGUGUGUGUGUGUGUGUGUGUGUGUGUGUGUGUGUGUGAGAGAGAGAGUGUGUGUGUGGUAUGUGGCCCCGAGCCCUGUGUUCCUGUGAAGAUACUUUGAAUGGCCAUUCUGCUCACAUUAACCACAUGCCUGGAGCACGUAUGGCCCUCUCAAGGUAAUUUAUUUUACACAUUUACUGUUUACCGAACAAUCAUCUGACCGUACUCGGGUGUAUUCAGCAAUCUUGUGGAUGGCAUGGCCUGCGUCUGCCAGCGACACUGCCCUCCAGGGGGAGACUUCUUACUCAGCUCACCACUGCGAUUUGCACAUUGCUCCACGGGCACUCAGGCCUACAUUCUGUUCCCUGUACGUGGAAACAUUCGGAACCGGUCCCCCUCCCCCGUCUGCUUUCAGACAGGAGCUUGAUUGAGUCUUGAGUUACAAGCAUGAACUGGUUGCGGCCCAGACAUGGGCCUGCCCAGGAUCACCAGGAGUCUCUGGCCACAUGUGUAACUCAUCCCCCAAGGUCCAGGGAGAGGGCUGGUGCGUGGUCGGAAGGGCCCGAGCUGCAGCCCUUCUGCACCUCCCAGCUGAUUGCUUGUUAAAAUCCCAGACACCUCACUGUAGUGUCUCAGAGGAGAGUUCAGUUUUCCCAAGAUGAGCCCCUUGUUAGUUAACUGUUGGUGAGGUGGGACCCUCUCAAGUUUCGUUCCCCUGGCAGAGUGAGGGGCUGGCCUGAGUGCCGACUAGCUUUACUGAAGCACCCACCAUGAUGCCCGAGCCACAGUCUGGCCCUGCUGCUGUAGGCCACCUUGAUGCUCAGAGAGCACAGGAAAAGUGAGUUGGGGCCAGGGAGACUUGACUGAGUUGGGUUUCUAGGUAGGAAGGGUUAGGUAGAGGGCUUGGUGCUACGGUCAGAUUUGCAGCCGCUAACACAUUCCCGUGUGAGGCCCACCACCGUCUGUCAGUUAUUGUGAAUAUGUGUAUUUUAAGCAAUAAGAUUCAGCUGCUCAGACUGCCCUGAGCAGUCUGGGCGACAAUAUCCCGUGCUGUGAUUGUCCGGAAGACAGAGUGGCUCCAACCACUGUGAGAAACCCCAAUAAAAUCAGUCUCAAGUGUUCUACACA